Molecule: messenger RNA, 1976 nt
Organism: Dendronephthya gigantea
Lineage: Eukaryota; Metazoa; Cnidaria; Anthozoa; Malacalcyonacea; Nephtheidae
Product: protein FAM166B-like
Exons: 4
Coding region: 880-1791 (303 amino acids)
Source: RefSeq, a predicted model, not a curated record
GUCGUGUUAGCGUGCCUUCAUAUCGUGAAAAUGAGCAGUAAUAAUUGCAAUUUGUCUUGUUGCUUGGUUGGUUCCUUAAUCCGUAAACAAAACCCAUCGCUAGACAACCUAUAUAAUAGACGCAAAAAACGCUUAGAAAAUUACACUCAAAAUCAUGGUGUCAUGCAAUAUAGGGUAGAGUUAAUAGAAAAUAUCGCAGCGUCUUAUAAAGAAGGUGAUUUAUACACUCGAGUCACUGCUGAUAUAAAUGUCAUACCGACAGGCAAAGUUGCGUCCGUCCUGGUUUGUGUAAAUAUUACACCACAUUGCGGGUCAUGAACUUCACUCGUAUUACAACUGAUUAGUUUAAAACCUUCGUGUGUGUAUUUCAUCUGCUUCUAUCUGGUUUCAUUCGUAGCCCUAGAGAUUGUAACUCUUCUGGGCCUGUUUGAGAGUCUCUGUACAGCGUCAGUCAAGCAACUGGGUUUCAACCGUUGAACCGGGCCGGCGAUCUGCACGUCAGUAAUAGAUCGAGAACAUGGCUGAGUUUCGACAUUUAUUAAGCCACCUUGUGAUUCAGAGAUUUUCAGGUUAAAAACUCCGGAUUAACGAACCCCUGCAACCUAAGAUAAUUAUGAUAAAUCUAGGAUUAUUUCAUUUGUUGCUGCAUGAAUGAUCUCGUUCACGUUUCUCGUGACACAAUGUUGCUAUGUCGGUACAAACUACAAUGUAAGUUCCAUCAAAAUAAAGUGUCGGGAUUUGAAUGUCUUAAUUCUACUCUUCUUCCAUUCAUCUUAUUCUAUGAGUAAAGAAAAGCAUGCAUCAUACCAGUCUUAUUGGCACAGGUGGAUGUUAGGGGAAAACGUGCAACGGUUGAUCCGUUGAUGGAAUUCCCAACCAAUGAAGCACGGUUUGUACCACGCCGUAGACCGCAUAGUUGACAACGAAAACCUUCCCGAAUUUUUAUUCAGAUACAUCGGCUACUGUCCACAAUUCAAGUACCAAAUCGGCGAGACAUUUGGCAGAACAACCUCACAGCUUCUCACAGAUUCACGAAUCGCUAGUUCUGGUCAGCCUGUACUCUCACCUCUCGAUCCCAAUCCACCUGCGCCCGAUCAAAGGCGACAGCUGAUAUCGAGACGAGCUUUCAAACUUGGAGAUCAAAAGCUGUUUGAGAAGAUGGUCCCUGGUUAUACAGGCUUCAUCCCUAAAAGUGAACAUCAUUUUGGGAAACGCUAUGCAGAGACGAGCCUUAGUUCAGUGGCAAGCUUCGAGGCAGACCAGGAGUUCAACAGACGUCGCUUGCGAGACCUUCAGACUGUUCAAGCGCUGCAAACGGGUGAAGAGGUUCCAGGAGAAUUAAUCAACGAAAAAACAAUAAAACUAACAAACCAUGAAACGCCAUUGAAGAAGAUCAGAACUCACCCAGCCGUGUAUUAUUCAAGGAUGUCACCUCAACAUUCGCUUUCGCCUCUGACGAUGGGAAAUGAAAACCCAAAGAAAUAUUUUAUGUCUGGUUAUACGGGAUUUGUCCCUCGGGCAAGAGGCCUUAUUGGAAGUGGAUAUCCAACGAUUAGUAAUAAAGGUCUUUGUGACUUUACGGACGAAUGUGAAAGGUUGAAGAAUGUUAAAUCAAAACCAGUGAAAGUUCAUCGUCAUAUUGUCAAGAAGAAUGAAAGUAAACCGUUGUAUUUGAAAGAUACUGGAAUGGUGCCACAUUACACUGGACAUGUUCCCGGUGAAAAGUUUAGAUAUGGUCAAACCUUUGGAUUCAGUACGAAGAACGCUCGACAGCCUAUCGAAACAUUCUAAAAAGAACUGUAAGGUUUGGGAAACCCUGUGUGAUGAAUAAUGUAAACUAAGCUUAAACAUUUCAGAUCAUUUAUUAUAUGCACAUUAACACCAAAAUUAUAUUCCAAAAGUCAUUAUUCGAGAGAGAAAAAACUUUACCACAUAAUGUUAAAUAAUGUUACCACAAUUACAAUGUCUCAACUGCC